AUGGACAAACGUAUAUCGGAUGAAUCAAUACCAAGUGCAGAUGUGGAUAUUGGUAUCAAUUUGGCAUCAUCCUUGACUGCUGAUAAUAGUACUCAACAUACACCAAAUAUACCGGAGCAGCUUCACGCUGAUAUGGUCGUGUCCACACCAACAAGCCAAGUUGUUUCUACAAAUUUUGACAGCAAUGUGAAUAUUACUCCAUCAUCUCCAGCCGAUGGUUUGGGUUUAGCUGCAGACAUGCCAAUACAUGGCACGACAGCCAACACGUCAAAUACUAUUGACAUGGCAGAACCUGACCGUGACUUGCCCAGUACCGAGACUUGCAAUGACCUCGACGAGGGAUCAAAAAAUCUAUCUAAUUGCCAAAUACAAUAUGACACUGUAAAUCAUGACAAUAAUGAGCCAGUUAUAGUACUUGAUGAGCAUAAGGAUGAUGGCAUAUCUAAAUUAGAUUCAAACACCGAUAUACUAGUUUCUAAUACAUCUUCCAAACACAAUAUUUUUUCGAGCUCAACUGUGGAUAUAAGCAAUGUUCAUAUCAAUGCAACGACUGAUUCUGUAGGCGUGACAGCGCUUUUAGCGGCAGAUGAACAACUAGACGUGGUUGCUACAGCUUUACCACCUCCCAGUCAACACAGUUUUACUGGUGAAGAAUACGACAGUGAAACUGGUUUAGAUCAUCACGAUCAAGAUUCACAUGCGUAUGGGGAUUCAUUGGCUGGCGAAGCACCAACUUACAAUUGCACUCUAGUUAAAAGCAAUCUUUCACAAUGGUUUGGCAAACGCUAUUUGGGUGGAUACCGAGACAAAAAAAGGGGUACAGAGUAUUUUCAUGCCGAAACUCAAACUCUUACUCCCCAGCAGUUGCAAAACAAGACGGUAAAGGAAAAGUUUCAUAGAGAUACACAAACAAAAAUCGGCAGGAAUCGAUUAAAUCAAACCUUUCAAGAAAUGUCGACACAAAUGACCAAAAUUGGGUGUUAUGUUACAACGGAGAAAUCUGUAAUCAAGUGCGGUAAGCCCUAUGUGAUGGCUGACGAGUUUCAUGCGAUUAAAAAUCGUAAAGCAGUCAUUAUUCAAUGUUUUGUACGACAAGUCUUGGCAAGAAUGAAGGCCACUUGGCUUCGUCAAGAGCGCGAUCGACGAGUCAAGUCCAUGGCAGAGAAAGAUAAACGCCGACUGAUCUUGUCGGAGAAGAAACGCUUAAAAGACAUUGAAAGCCGACUUCAUCCAAAAACCAACAAAAAUUUCGAAAUUCUCUACAAUGGUCUUGAAAAUUGGAGACUACAAGAAACGUCGAGAAUUAAUGGCAUGGGGUAUACCGAACCGGCAAGAUUAGCGGCUCUGGCGGAUCUACUGGAUCAAGAAAGUGCUCUGUUGCAAAAGAUUGACCGGCUCAAACUUGCAGCCAAUGAGGAGAAUAGGGAAAAAUCCAUAAUGGCGUCUCCAAAACGAUGGGUAUGUGGCGGAGAGCUUACGGUACUGGUUGAUACACCCAACACCAUUCGAGCGAGAGAGUUACGCGACCUUUAUCAUGCGCUUAACCUUCCCUUGCUAUCGAUAGACGAGCGACUUCAAAUCUUACUGCAUGUCAAGUACACGGUCAAGGAAUUCGACUGUAAUCUGUCAAGGGAUAUUGUUGAACUGAUUGAUCGCGAAGGAGAUUUGGUCAGUCGCGGGCGUGAUGUAUCCUCUCUUGAAGGGUUGCGCAAGCGUAUCAACAGUCUAUUCCUGCAGUUUAUCAAGACGCCUGAAUUUAAUCCAGAGGCAGCAUCGCAUCAAAAGUAUGCAGAAUGUGGGCAACACAAUAACUGGAAACGUGAAUCAGCAGUCUACUACUGUCGUGGCUGUACAAAAUACAAACAAUCAACCGAGUUCUAUCUCAGUACAACAAUGAAACAUCUUGGAAAAUGCAAAGAAUGUACUACAAAAGAGAAUUUAGCAACAAGUCGCAAGGAUGAUUCUGCUUAUGGCGAAAUGCUCAAACUAAUUCGUAUCCAUGAAACCUCGCGACGUAAACUAAGCGGAUUUCCAGUGGAUUUGUCUUACAAUGCCAUGGCCUUAUUACAGGAAAGUGACAUGCGCUACCUUGUAGAUGUCAUAUGGAAUCGAAAAAGUGCUGUAUGUGGAAGUCACAGUAUGGAAGAGUUGGUAUUGACAAGAUGGGACCCUGCACAAGAGCUGAGUCCUUGGAAUUGUAUUCUACUGACCAAGGCAGAAUCUGCCACGCAUGACCGUAGACCAGAUCCACACCAGAUGUACUCGGAGGAUUUUACAAACAAGGUUAGACAAAAACAUCUCUUGGCUAAACAGCAUUUUGGUGGAUUGCCUGCUAUGAGCAAGUAUUUGAAGCAUUACUACAGUGAAGAUCAGAAUGGAAAGCUUGUACCAAAGAAUGCAAAUACAGCAAUGAUUGCACCAGCUGUAUCCCAAGUUGCUAUCCAAUAA
Molecule: messenger RNA, 2448 nt
Organism: Batrachochytrium dendrobatidis JAM81
Lineage: Eukaryota; Fungi; Chytridiomycota; Chytridiomycetes; Rhizophydiales
Exons: 10
Coding region: 1-2448 (815 amino acids)
Biological process (GO): cilium assembly
Cellular component (GO): acrosomal vesicle; motile cilium
Source: RefSeq, a predicted model, not a curated record